UAUGGAAUUUUCAUUGCUUCAAAGCGUACAGUGCCGACGUUUGACUCGCCGAUUCUAACUACGGCCGCCCGAUCGCCGGAACUCGUUCUUCCGCUUUACAUUGUUGUUUAUCGUGAGGAAUGGCUGCCGAGGCUCAAGAUCAAGGCCAUAGAUUUUUCGUUGCUGUUCAUGUUGGCGCGGGAUUUCACGCACCUUCCAACGAGAAAGCCCUCAGGUCGGCCAUGAAACGCGCUUGUUUAGCUGCCUCUCUAGUUCUCCGAAAGGGCUCAGGCGGUUGUUUAGAUGCUGUUUCCGCAGCUAUACAAGUUCUAGAGGAUGAUCCAGUGACAAAUGCUGGACGAGGAUCCAAUUUGACCGAAGAUGGUCGUGUAGAGUGUGAUGCUAGUAUUAUGGAUGGUGAUACAGGUGCUUUUGGAGCUGUUGGUGCAGUGCCAGGUGUCCGAAAUGCUAUAAAAAUCGCUGCUUUACUGGCAAAGGAACAAAUAUUGGGAUCGUCUCUGCUGGGCCUUAUACCUCCGAUCUUCCUAGUUGGUGAGGGUGCUUGUACUUGGGCAAAGUCCAAAGGCAUUUGGUUGCCAGAAACUACUGCAGAGGCUAAUGAGUGGUUGGUGACAGAAAGAGCAAAAGUUCAAUGGGAAAGAUACAAGUCAAUGAUUCAACGUGCGAAAGAAAAGAAAGAGAAUUCUUAUGUAGUGAAUUCUUGCAGUUCUCAAGACAAUACUAGAAUAUCGGAAGUCCAAUCACCCAAUCCACUGGAAGGCACAACAUGCCAGUCAGCAACGUUAAAUGAUGCAGAAAAUGAUUGUACUAUGGACACGGUUGGUGUUAUAUGUGUUGACAGUGAAGGACAUAUCGCAUCUGGGGCCUCAAGUGGUGGCAUUGCAAUGAAGGUCAGUGGACGUGUAGGAUUAGCAGCAAUGUAUGGUUCAGGUUGUUGGGCGUCCUCAAAAGGUCCAUUUGGGACUCCCUUCAUGGUUGGGGGUUGUGUUUCUGGUGGAGGAGAGUAUCUAAUGAAAGGAUUUGCAGCUAGGGAAUGCUGUGUAUCAUUAUCACUAUCACAGGCAGGUCCGGCCUCUGCUUGCAUGAAAGUUCUACGCAAUUUUGUUCAAGAAAGCAGUCAACAUAAUACUGAUAAGAGUGCUGGGAUUUUACUUGUCCAGGCCGAUGCUCCUAAAUUGGCCCCAGGAAAUCCGCAGAAGUUGAAAGCCGUGGAGAUUGCUGCUGCUUAUUCAUCCCUUUCAUUUGGAAUGGGUUACUUUGCAAGCUCCAUGGAACGACCCAAGGUGUCCAUUUUAAGAAGUACUAAACAAAACAAUAAGAUGGGAAUCGAUCAUUUUGAAGCACGUAUCGAUCUUUCGGACAACGGGAAGCUCUAACAUAGCUAUAGCCAGAACGAGGUGCAAGAAUUACGCUCUCUCCAUCUUCGUCACGAUCCAAUUCUACAGAGAAAAGGUCAUAAUUGUAGAACUUCCAUUACGUUUUUUGUUUAUUCCAGUAACAAUUUGAAGAUGCUGAUAAGAGCAUUAAUUAUCUAUUGAAAAUUAGACUAAAAAGUUAGGUUCAGAUCAGAUGCUCUUCACUCAUGUUCCCUCCAAAUUUGAGGUUGCAGUUUCUAAUUUCUGGGAUGGAUACACAAAGGUCAAAAGAAGUUAAAGUUGGUACCAUAUUUAUUUUUAGCUA
This is a messenger RNA of Cucurbita pepo subsp. pepo (vegetable marrow), 1680 nucleotides long. RefSeq names its product N-terminal nucleophile aminohydrolases (Ntn hydrolases) superfamily protein. Gene Ontology annotation, molecular function: threonine-type endopeptidase activity. Gene Ontology annotation, cellular component: cytoplasm. Lineage: Eukaryota; Viridiplantae; Streptophyta; Magnoliopsida; Cucurbitales; Cucurbitaceae. Gene Ontology annotation, biological process: protein maturation. The record is from RefSeq and is a predicted model, not a curated record.